Molecule: messenger RNA, 1730 nt
Organism: Quercus robur (English oak)
Lineage: Eukaryota; Viridiplantae; Streptophyta; Magnoliopsida; Fagales; Fagaceae
Product: eukaryotic initiation factor 4A-3
Exons: 8
Coding region: 115-1344 (409 amino acids)
Cellular component (GO): nucleolus; catalytic step 2 spliceosome
Molecular function (GO): mRNA binding; RNA helicase activity; ATP binding
Source: RefSeq, a predicted model, not a curated record
AAAAAACACCUCAUCCCUUUUCCUUACUCAUGUUUUGGAGCUUCUAGACUCUCAUACUCUCGAUCCCUUUUUUUUCACUAUCCCUAAACCCCACAGAAAAUCGAAACCAGAAAAAUGUCAGACCUCGGCGGCGCAAGCAUGGUCCGCCAAAACCCACGGCGGGUCACGGCGCCGGAGGAGGCGCUGGAGUUCGAGACCUCGAAGGAGGUCCAGGUAGUAACGAGCUUCGCAGAGAUGGGAAUCAAAGACGACUUGCUCCGCGGCAUCUACCAGUACGGCUUCGAGAAGCCCUCCGCGAUUCAGCAGCGCGCCGUGGUUCCGAUUCUCCAAGGCCGAGAUGUCAUCGCUCAGGCCCAGUCCGGUACCGGAAAAACCUCCAUGAUUGGCCUCACCGUUUGCCAGACCGUCGAUACCAGCAGCAGAGAGGUUCAGGCCUUGAUCUUGUCACCAACAAGAGAAUUGGCAUCUCAGACAGAGAAGGUGAUAUUGGCAAUGGGUAAUUUCAUGAGUAUUAAAGUACAUGCAUGCAUUGGAGGCAAGAGUGUGGGUGAUGAUAUCAGAAAGCUAGAAAACGGUGUUCAGGUGGUGUCUGGAACUCCCGGCAGAGUUUGUGACAUGAUCAAAAGGAGAACACUGAAAACUACACACAUCAAAUUGUUAAUUCUUGAUGAAUCUGAUGAGAUGUUGAGCAGAGGGUUCAAGGAUCAGAUUUAUGAUAUAUACAGAUAUCUCCCACCAGUGCUUCAGGUUUGCUUGAUUUCUGCUACCCUUCCUCAUGAAAUUUUGGAGAUGACAAACAAGUUUAUGACAGAUCCUAUACGGAUACUUGUGAAACGUGAUGAAUUGACUCUGGAGGGCAUCAAACAAUUUUUUGUUGCCGUGGAAAGGGAAGAGUGGAAGUUUGAUACUUUAUGUGAUCUUUAUGAUACCCUUACGAUCACCCAAGCUGUCAUAUUCUGCAACACAAAGAGAAAGGUGGAUUGGCUAACAGAAAAGAUGCGUAGCAAUAACUUCACUGUUUCAUCAAUGCAUGGAGACAUGCCACAAAAGGAGAGAGAUGCAAUUAUGGAAGAGUUUCGGGCUGGUCAAACCCGUGUCCUAAUAACAACAGAUGUUUGGGCCAGGGGGAUUGAUGUCCAACAGGUUUCUUUGGUGAUCAAUUAUGACCUCCCAAACAAUCGUGAGCUUUACAUUCAUCGAAUUGGUCGUUCUGGUCGUUUUGGAAGAAAGGGUGUUGCAAUAAACUUUGUCAAAAGUGAUGAUAUUAAAAUCCUACGAGACAUUGAGCAGUACUACAGUACUCAGAUUGAUGAAAUGCCAAUGAAUGUUGCUGAUCUAAUAUAAGUUUUGCUGGCUGUCUUGUAUGUUGAUGCAUCACAGUUGUGCAGUUGACGUAAUUUUUAGUUUUGCUGGUAGAGGGUGAGAUGACAUUCUCCUGUGUUCUGUGACAACAUUACAUAUGUUAAGAGUUGGAUUCUCUCCAUUAAGAUUUAUGUGAUUGGGAUUUCUCUGCAUUGUGCUCACAUCGAAUGGGGGAUGGGUUGUAUUUUAACGAAAGUUUAGUUUCUGUAAUUUGCUAGGUUUUUUUUUUUUUUUUUUCUGAUGAGAAUUUUGGACUAGCAGUCUCUCUGUUGGUUUGUUUCUCUCCUCAUGUCUUUUUAUUUUUUGGUGGUUGGCUUUGUGACAUGACUUGCAUUGAGUUUUUACUUUAUUGCGAUCUGUGCUCGCCA